Molecule: messenger RNA, 2729 nt
Organism: Egretta garzetta (little egret)
Lineage: Eukaryota; Metazoa; Chordata; Aves; Pelecaniformes; Ardeidae
Gene: DBF4B
Product: DBF4 zinc finger B
Exons: 10
Coding region: 134-2218 (694 amino acids)
Biological process (GO): regulation of cell cycle phase transition; positive regulation of nuclear cell cycle DNA replication
Cellular component (GO): Dbf4-dependent protein kinase complex; nucleus
Molecular function (GO): nucleic acid binding; protein serine/threonine kinase activator activity; zinc ion binding
Source: RefSeq, a predicted model, not a curated record
UGAAAGCUUCCUAAGCAAAGAAGUCAACUACGUGGUUUCCAGCAGCAAAGAAGCCAAACAAAAAAGCAAAGCUAGGUCUCAGAUUGAGAAGUGGAGCAACAUAACUUCAGAGGAUGCAAAAGCCACGAGCCCAAUGCCUUCUACCUCCAAAGGGAACCACAGCAGACCUCACCAGAAGCCGCCAGACACUGCUCUGAUCAGCAGAGGGAAGGAACUGCUGCAGAAGGCCAUGAAGAAUCAGGACACCUGCAGUGGCAGCAGUAUCCUCGCCAACGCUCGCCUGUGGGGAGUCCAGAUCUUGCAUGUGGAUGAAAUGUUGUCAUAUGCUCAACAGCUGCUGCGUGCUGUCUCGGGAGCAAGGAAACGUUGCCAGAAGACAGAGACAAAAUGCCUUGCAUCUGGAUCAAAACUUCGCAAAGGAAAACUGAAGCCCCCUUUCCUGAAGGUUGAAGACCAGAGCAGGCAAUUCCGACCCUUCCAUCACCAGUUCAAAAGCUUUCCCGACCUGAACUUCCUGGCACCCAAAAGCUCCAGCCCAUUUGAGCCUCUGAAAAGCCUCUCGAAUUCUUGCAAAGCCAGGGGUGCAGAGGGCUGUCCGAUGCGCAGCGAGGGGGAAAAGAGCCCCCGAUCCACACCGGUCACUGUGCCAAAGAAAAAGAGGGGAUUUUGUGAGUGCUGCCAAGAGACCUUUGAAGAGCUGCAGAAGCACCUCCAGAGCCUCCAGCACAAGCGGUUUGCACUGGACAACUCACAGUAUGCCCCAGUGGAUUGUGUCAUCUCGCAGCUCACCAACAACUUUGUGGAGCAAUCAGUCAAGGUGCCGCGGUCCUGCCUGACAGAUGAAUGCGUAGUGCCUCAAGCACAAGUUACUGGAGGAAUUGAGAUGCUGACAGCAAAGCUGGGAAAGGAAAGCCAGCAGCCUGAGCAGGGUGCCAUGGAACUGUUAAUUGAUAGUGAGUGUGAUUGUGGCCUGAAGACCAAGGGAUGUUCCCCUUGCCUGCCCAGGGACAGGGUCAGUAAUACCAGCAAAGGAGGGGUGUUGACAAAGAACUGCUCUUUGGGGCUGCCUGUUGAAGCAGGGCUUGCUGGAGGGGUCUGUGCUGCACGUGGCACCACAGAGGAGUCUGCACUGGGGGAUGCAGAUUUGGUCUUGGCUCCUGCCCUGGGCUGGGGGACUUGCGUAGUGGCCACUCAUGUCAGAGAGGCAAUUGCUUCUUCACCUGAACCUCAUGAAGAGCAAGUGCUUGGGUCUGUCAGCUAUCUUACACAGGUACUGCCUGCCUCUAGGAAACGCCAGCUCUCCUCCAGACAGAGCACCCAGAUGGGAAAGAAGCCCAGGCUGGAGCUGGGUGGUGGCCUCUCACCGUACAAGCAGACAAACCCAGUAGAUGGUCGGGUGGGUGUGCAGGGUGCAGGACAGAUGUCUGAGCCAGGCUUGCCUAGUGUGGUGGAAGCUGGCAGCUUGCCCCUAAGCACAAAGCUCUCCAACAGACCUCAUAGCUCCCUUGGUUUGGACCUGUGCCCAUGCAGGAGCCCUGGGAACCCUGCAUCAUCACCGGGUUCCCUUGAAGCUGUGUCUGUGGGUUUUGAUCCCCCAGAGGCUGCUGCAGCCAGCACUGUCAGCGAGCAUGGCUGGAGCAGAGCGACCGGGAGCUCCCAAGGGAAGCACCGCAGAGGGGAAAAUGAAAAUGCACCCAGAAAUGUGAAUAGUCCUGAUCUGGAGAGCACAAUGAGCAAGACCAGCUGUCCUGCUGGCCCCUUGCCCUCUCCAGAACUGCCUGUGGCUGAAGCCAGAUGUUGCUGCUUGCUCUGUGUCAGAGCAGCAGAAAAAAUAGCACCCGAGCUACCUGCCCCCCCAAGCCACAGCAAAGAGCAGGCUCCAUGCCCUGGGCUCCUUCAGCCUCUUCCACCUAAUGCACAGGGUGAUCACGACUUCAACAAAAGUCCUUCAGAGUCAGAGUGGGAUGUCCAGCUGCUCUCCACGCUAACGGGUGUCCAGGACGGCAGGAUUCAGUCUAUGGACAGGGACCUGUUCCAAAGGACACACAUCAGUAUGAGGGACAGUGGGUAUGAGUCUCAGCUCUGCUCAGUCCUGAAGCAGAAGUCGGAGCUUGCCUGGGCAGGCAAAGAGGACAAGAACUGCCGGAACUGCUGCACAGAGACCGAAGGAGCCUCUUUACCCAUAUUCGAGACCUUUUUUGGCAACUGGACUAGUUAAAACCACCUCCUGGCUGUUCACUGGGCCCUAGUGGGAGCUGUGAAGUGGCUUGAAAGGGGUUUAACUAAGCCACCCUCCCUGCCAGGACCAGGAGGUACAGCCAAGAGCUGGAGUGAGGACUGUCAGCUGUGCAGUGGCCUCCAGACAACCUGGGCAGCUCUCUUGUUGGGAAGUGAUGGGUGAUGUGGUGGUUUCACUGUCUUUGGCUGCAAGAGGGGCUGGGAUCUUCCCCCCUUUCUGCUGCUAAUGUUUAGAGCUGAUAGCUUCCUCCUUUAACUCCUAACUGGGCUGCAGAGAAGACGGUCUUUCUCUGGAAGUGUUUUUAGGAAUGUGCUCUUUGCCCUUUGAGUGAGAGCAUGACUGGUUCUUCCUCUCAUACAGUCCCUGGAGGUACAGAUAUGGUGGAGAGGAGGGCCCUGGGGGUGAGAUCUGUGUUCUUCAUAUGGUUUGGGGGUUUGAUGGAUGUCUUUGAGUAUUUACAGAUGUUUGUAACUGGUAUUAAGUUGUUGGG